Molecule: messenger RNA, 2116 nt
Organism: Gracilinanus agilis (Agile Gracile Mouse Opossum)
Lineage: Eukaryota; Metazoa; Chordata; Mammalia; Didelphimorphia; Didelphidae
Product: retinal dehydrogenase 1
Exons: 13
Coding region: 1-1650 (549 amino acids)
Molecular function (GO): benzaldehyde dehydrogenase (NAD+) activity
Source: RefSeq, a predicted model, not a curated record
AUGCAAAUGAUCCUCAGUCAGUUCAGAGAAAAAGGAACUAUAAAGCCAAGGGUUCUGUCAGAACAAAAUUGCUCAGCCUGUCUGCCACUGAACUCCCCCUGUCUGUCUAGGAGGAGCCCAGAAAUGUCGUCUAAGAAACAGACCCAAGCGAAUCCAGCAGGGGGGACCAUACCUGCCCCAAUCAGCAACUUAAAAAUUCAACAUACUAAGAUAUUUAUAAACAAUGAAUGGCAUAAUUCAGUGAGUGGCAAGAAAUUCCCAGUUCUGAACCCUGCUACUGAAGAAAAAAUUUGUGAUGUGGAAGAAGGAGAUAAGGAGGAUGUGAACAAGGCAGUGAAAGCAGCAAGGGAGGCUUUUCAGUUUGGGUCCCCAUGGCGAACAAUGGAUGCUUCAGAGAGAGGACGGCUUCUGAACAAACUGGCUGAUUUAAUGGAAAGGGAACAUCUGACCUUGGCAACAAUGGAAUCAAUGAAUAGUGGAAAACUCUUUUCAACUGCCUAUCUAAUGGAAGUAACUUCUGCCGUGAAUACUUUACGCUACUAUGCAAACUGGGCUGAUAAAAUUCAUGGUCAUACAAUCCCAAUGGAUGGAAAGUUUUUCUCAUAUACAAGACGUGAACCUGUUGGUGUCUGUGGCCAAAUCAUUCCUUGGAAUUUCCCUUUACUUAUGCUUGCUUGGAAACUUGGACCUGCACUUUGCUGUGGAAACACUGUGGUUGUUAAACCAGCAGAACAAACACCUCUCACUGCUCUUCACGUAGCAUCAUUAAUCAAAGAGGCUGGAUUUCCACCAGGAGUUGUGAAUAUUGUACCUGGCUAUGGACCCACGGCUGGUGCAGCCAUUUCUUCUCAUAUGAAUAUAGAUAAAGUGGCCUUCACUGGGUCCACAGAGGUUGGCCUGCUAAUCAAAGAGGCUGCUGGGAAGAGCAACCUGAAGAGGGUUUCACUGGAGCUGGGUGGGAAGAGUCCUUGCAUUGUAUUUGCUGAUGCUGACUUGGAUACUGCUGUGGAAUUUGCACACCAGGGUUUGUUCUUCCAUCAGGGCCAGACCUGUACUGCAGCCUCAAGACUUUUUGUGGAAGAAUCUAUUUACAAUGAAUUUGUUCGGAGGAGUGUAGAGCGGGCUAAGAAAUAUGUACUGGGCAAUCCUCUGAACCAGGAAGUACAACAAGGCCCUCAGAUUGAUAAAGAGCAGCACACCAAAAUACUUAAACUCAUUGAGAAUGGGAAGAAGGAAGGAGCCAAACUGGAAUGUGGAGGGGGACCAUGGGGAGAAAAAGGUUACUUUGUACAGCCCACAGUUUUCUCCAAUGUUACAGAUGAGAUGCGCAUCGCCAAAGAAGAGAUUUUUGGACCAGUCCAACAAAUUAUGAAAUUUAAAACUAUAGAUGAAGUGGUCAAGAGAGCCAACAAUACUAGCUAUGGCUUAGCAGCAGGCAUUUUUACCAAAGACCUUGAUAAAGCCUUGACAAUUUCCUCUGCUCUGCAAGCUGGCACUGUCUGGGUCAAUUGCUAUGGGGCUUCUUCUCCUCAAGCCCCUUUUGGUGGAUUCAAGAUGUCUGGAAAUGGACGAGAACUGGGGAAAUAUGGUCUUCAUGAAUACCUUGAAGUCAAGACUGUCACAGUCAAGAUUUCUGAGAAGAACUCCUAAGAAUGUCCUAGGAGGUGAUGCUCUGUAUCUUCAAUGGUGGAGUAUCUCUUAGCCUAAAUCAUGAAAGUUUUUAUAGCUGCCAUUUUCUGUCAGAUUUUUUCACAUCAGCAACAACAAAAAAAGUUAUAUCUAAACAUGCUCUGGGCCUUCUAACUAUGCUGAAUCUGUUCUACCUGAAAUUUGUGGAAUGGAAUUAGUCCAUGCUCCCUCAAGUAUUAGAAUUAUUGUGGAUUUUUCUUACUAGAUGAUUCUUGCCAAGGUUAAGUCAUAAAAAAUAAGAUCAUUUGCUGUUUUUUUAAUAGUUAAUAGUUCAUUGAAACUUAUUACAUGUGUUAGUUCAACAAGUAGAUAUACACUGUCCUUUCCUUAGGAACAAUGACUGUGACUGUUUCCAAAGAAGUAAUAACCACUCUGCUUAACUAUAUCUGUAAUACUCUUAUCAGAUUCAUUAAAACAUCUUAUAUAA